This is a messenger RNA of Candida tropicalis MYA-3404, 1197 nucleotides long. It is a transcript of the gene MNT3, whose product is annotated as Mnt3p. The transcript has a single exon. Lineage: Eukaryota; Fungi; Ascomycota; Pichiomycetes; Serinales; Debaryomycetaceae. Gene Ontology annotation, molecular function: alpha-1,2-mannosyltransferase activity. The record is from RefSeq and is a predicted model, not a curated record. Gene Ontology annotation, cellular component: membrane; Golgi apparatus. Gene Ontology annotation, biological process: protein N-linked glycosylation; cell wall mannoprotein biosynthetic process; protein O-linked glycosylation. The coding region runs from base 1 to 1197 and encodes 398 amino acids.
AUGCUACGACAUUCAUUUAUUGUUUUAUUUGCAGCUAUCUUGUUUGUAUUUCCCUUGAAUUUAGUUCGGUUUACGUCAUCCUCAUUAUCUGAAGAACAACACACACAACAACAACAACAACAACAACAACAACAACAAAGUAAUCAAUGUUAUAAAUAUGUUAAUAAUUCAGAACUUAAACAAUUUCUAAAUGAAAAUCCACAUACUGGUAAUUUUUGUAUUGAAAAAUCACCUAUAACCAACCCAGAAUCUAAAGAAAAUGCUACUUUAUUAAUGUUGUGUCGAAAUUUUGAAAUUUAUUCAGUCCGUGAAACUUUACAAAAUAUUCAAGAUAGAUUUAAUGAUAAAUUUAAUUAUGAUUAUACAUUUUUAAAUGAUGAACCUUUUACUAAUGAUUUUAUUUAUUUAAUAACUACUUUAAUACCUAAAGGAAAAUUAAAUUUUGGACUUAUUCCAGUUGAUCAUUGGUCAUAUCCAGAUCAUAUUAAUAUUACUCAUGUUGAUUUAAUUAGAAAUUUGCCUAUUGAUGUACCUUAUUGGGAUAGUGAAAGUUAUAGACAUAUGUGUCGAUAUUAUUCGGGAUUUUUUUAUAAACAUGAAUAUGUUAAACAAUAUCAAUAUUAUUGGAGAAUUGAACCAGGUAUUAAAAUUUAUUGUGAUUUAAAUUAUGAUGUAUUCAAAUAUAUGAAUGAAAAUAAUAAAAAAUAUGGAUUUGUUAUAUCAUUAUUUGAAUAUUCUGAAACUAUUCCAAGUUUAUGGAAUUCAAUAGUUGAAUAUAUUGAUUCUAGAAAUUUAGGAAAUCCAGAAUUAUUACCAUUAUUAUUAAAUAAUUUAAAUUGGUAUAAUUUAUGUCAUUUUUGGUCAAAUUUUGAAAUUGCAAAUUUAGAUAUUUUUAAUAAUGAAAAUUAUGAAGAUUUUUUCAAAUUUUUAGAUGAUAAAGGUGGGUUUUAUUAUGAACGUUGGGGUGAUGCCCCAAUUCAUUCAAUUGCAGUAGCAUUAUUUUUAAAUAAACAAGAUAUUCAUUGGUUUGAAAAUGUGGGUUAUUAUCAUGCUCCAUAUUUACAAUGUCCUCAAGAUACAACAUUAUAUGUGGAUAGUAAAUGUACCUGUGAUCCAGAUAAUGAUUUCACAUGGACUGAUUUAAGUUGUACAAGUCAUUUCUUAAAAGUUAUUGCAUCAUCUCCGGAAAUUUUAUAG